Molecule: messenger RNA, 6729 nt
Organism: Oncorhynchus masou masou (cherry salmon)
Lineage: Eukaryota; Metazoa; Chordata; Actinopteri; Salmoniformes; Salmonidae
Product: anoctamin-5-like
Exons: 22
Coding region: 174-2906 (910 amino acids)
Biological process (GO): chloride transmembrane transport
Cellular component (GO): plasma membrane
Molecular function (GO): chloride channel activity; protein dimerization activity
Source: RefSeq, a predicted model, not a curated record
UGGGGUUUGGUGGUGUCUCUUGAGCGCAGUUUCAAGAUUCAUCUUGAGAAGGUAGCAGUACAUUUACCGCUCAAAGUGAGUCCGGAGCCUAAGGCGUGGGCUUGGAGUCCUGACUCAAAAGAUACCUCCUUGUUUUUACCGGGCCGAGCGUCGUUCCGCAAGGGCUUGGCAAGAUGAGUGACAGGAGUCGACUAACGGGAAAGAUUGGAGAUGAAACUUUGAUUGAGAUGAGCCAGAACUCCCUAUGUGAUGGGGACAACAACGGCUUCCCCCACGAUACUGAUGACUAUCCCCAGCCUGACCCUUCAGAGGUUGACAAGCAUCAGCAGAGUAAAGACUCUGUGUUCUUCCGGGAUGGAAAGAGGAGAAUUGACUUCAUCCUGUCCUAUGUGGAUGACCGAGACGGAGAGAGGAAGCAGGAGAGGCGGAAGGAGUACGAAGCUAACCUACAGAAGGCAGGUCUGGAGCUGGAGACAGAGGAUCAAUCGGAGUCAGAUGAUGGUAAGACAUACUAUGUGAAGAUCCACACUCCAUGGGAUGUGCUAGCCACCUAUGCCGAUGUCCUCAAGAUCAAGGUUCCCUUCAAGGCCAACGACAUCCCCGCCCACAAGGACAUUCCCAUGAACUGGCUGUUCACUCCCUUCCGUCUACCGAACCACAUUAUGAAUCCUGAACCAGACUACUUCACCUCUCCCUUCAACAAGGAAAAGAUUGACUUCUUCCUUAUCGAUGACAAGGAGACCUUCUUCCCUCCCUCUGUCCGCAACAGGAUAGUGUACUAUAUCCUGGCCCGCUGUGCGUACUACAAGGAGGACAGUGAUGACAAGAACAAGAAGGGCAUCAAGCGCCUGCUCAACAACGGGACCUACGGGGCUGCCUUCCCACUACAUGACUCUCGGUACUGGAAGGCAUCCAGAGACCCCAACAGUGAGAGUGAGAGAUUCAGCCUCUACAAACACUGGGCCCGGUUCUUCAGUUUCUUCAAAGAGCAGCCUCUCAAUUUGAUACGGAAGUAUUACGGGGAGAAGAUUGGGAUCUACUUUGCCUGGCUGGGUUUCUACACUGAGAUGCUGUUCUUCGCUGCGGUAGUCGGCCUGAUCUGUUUUCUCUAUGGAUUGUUCACCUUCGAUGACAACGUCUGGAGUAAAGAAAUCUGCAGUGAGGAGAUUGGAGGCAACAUUAUCAUGUGUCCGCUGUGUGAUAAGACGUGUGGCUACUGGAAGCUCAACUCAACGUGUAACUCGUCCUGGCAAUCGCAUAUGUUUGACAAUGUGGGCACAGUUUUCUUUGCCAUAUUCAUGGGGAUUUGGGUGACUCUGUUCCUGGAGUUCUGGAAGCGUCGGCAGGCCCGGCUGGAGUACGAGUGGGACCUGGUGGACUUUGAGGAAGAGCAGCAGCAGCUUCAACUACGACCAGAGUACGAGAUCAAGUGUACCAGCCGCAGACUCAACCGCGUUACACAGGAGAUGGAACCAUACUUUCCCGCAAAAUCCCAGUGUGCUCGUACAUUCCUGUCUGGAGCCACCGUCAUAUUCUGGAUCUCACUGAUCAUAGCGUGUAUCAUCGGGGUGAUAGCCUACCGUUUGGCGGUGUACGCUGCGUUCGCUAGCAUCAUGAAGGACAGCCCCACCAAUAACAUCCACAUGGUGGGCUCCAUCAUCACCCCACAGCUCGCCACCUCCGUCACCGCUUCCUGCAUCAACUUCGUCAUCAUCAUGAUCCUCAACGUGAUGUAUGAGAGAGUGGCCAUCUGGAUCACUGACAUGGAGAUCCCCAAAACACACCUUGAGUACGAGAACAAGCUGACAGUGAAGAUGUUUCUGUUCCAGUUCGUCAACUACUACUCUUCCUGUUUCUACGUGGCCUUCUUCAAGGGGAAGUUCGUCGGUCGUCCCGGAGACUACAUCUAUAUGUUCGGCUGGAGCAAGCUGAGGAACGAGGAGUGUGACCCUGGGGGCUGUCUCAUUGAGCUGACCACUCAGCUGGUCAUCGUGAUGGCAGGCAAACAGGUGUGGGGUAACAUCCAGGAAGCUCUGGUUCCGUGGCUGCUGAACUGGUGGGGGAGCCGUAAAGCCCGUAGCCACCCUGAGAGCCUGUACAGCCGCUGGGAGCAGGACCAUGACCUGCAGAACUUUAGCCAUCUGGGUCUUUUCUAUGAGUACCUGGAGAUGGUGAUCCAGUUUGGUUUCAUCACUCUGUUCGUGGCCUCCUUCCCUCUGGCCCCCCUGCUGGCGCUGUUGAACAACAUUAUAGAAGUUAGAGUGGACGCCUGGAAGUUCACCACCCAGUUCCGCCGGCCCGUGGCGGCCAAAGCCCACAGCAUCGGAGCCUGGCAGGAAAUACUGAACGGAGUUGCCGUUUUCUCAGUCGUCACCAACGCGUUCAUCGUAGCCUUCACAUCAGACAUGAUUCCCCGGCUGGUGUACAUGUAUGCCUACAGCCCUGACAACGAUCUCUCUAUGAAGGGCUACAUCAACAAUAGUCUGUCAGUGUUCAACAUCUCUGGGUUCUCUGAGGACAACCGGCCUGAUGACGGAGAGAGCCCUGAAUGGUUCAACAGCUCUGUCAUCACCACCUGCAGGUAUCGUGACUACCGCUACCCUCCAGGCCAUGAGAAGCAGUACACUCACACCAUGCAGUUCUGGCACAUCCUGGCUGCCAAGCUGGCCUUCAUCAUUAUCAUGGAGCACGUGGUGUUCAUGGUGAAGUUCUUUGUGGCAUGGAUGAUUCCUGACGUUCCCGCGGAGGUGAAGGCCAGGGUCAAACGGGAACGCUACCUCAUCCAGGAGUACCUGCAUAACUACGAGGUGGAGAACCUGAAGAUCCAGCUAAGCCACAGGAACGAUGACUGCUCCUCCAAUCCCGUGGACAUAACCCGGCGCGAAGUGCUAUCCGAGUGUCUCUAGCACCCGUCCUCGCCCUCCGCCCACUCGUUUGAUUUUGGCUCGUGUUCAUUAGGGCACACGACGGAAAACUUUUUAAAACAUUUUUCAACAGGAAAUUUAUAAUUAGUGUUUUUGUUAUUGGACAUGUCCGAGAUAGGACAAUUCCCAAUUUUGAGUCUGUUUUGUUCCGUUUGGUGCCUCAUGAACAAGACCCUGUUCAGAUUGGGCUGGGGCCUGGGCUGGUUUUAAGGAGAUUCUCUAUAAACUACCCUGAAUGGUGGGAGAUCUGUCAGGGCUCUGUCUGCUGGUGGGGUAUAGAGGGAAAACCUCACAGAAAUAGCACUUUGAUUACCUCUGUUGGUAGAAAGGUGCUGUAUAAAUCACAUUCAUCAUCAUCAUCAUCAUCAUCAUCAUCAUCAUUAAAUACAAGACGAUACUACAUUUAGUGUGACAUGUUUAAAGCAGUGCCCGAUCUGUCCAUGUGUGGUCUAUGGGAUUUCAGAUCUCAUCUUCAAUCAACAACCAUUCACUUCCAUCCACACUAACAUACUAAGGCUACGUUUACACAGGCAGCUCAAUUCUGAUCUUCUUAUUUUUUCUUUCUUUUUUUACACUAAUUGGUGUUUUGACCAAUCACAUCAGAUCUUAUCACAUAAGAUUUUUUUUCAGAACUGAUCUAAUUGGUCAAAAGGCCAAUGAGUGGAAGAACAAAAAAAGAUCAGAAUUGUGUUGGCUGUGUAAAUGCAGCCUACUAGAUGCAGACUACAGCAAUAGAGUCCUUCUGACUGACAACAAGAGGGAAGCAGGGAGCUGGGAAACAUGACUGCUUGCAUGGCAACGGUGUUGGGGCGGUAAAGCAUUACAAAAUAAUGCGCUAGAGUACUCAGAAUCAUUUUCUUGUGGUAACGAGUAAACUAACGCGUUCGUUUUUUAAAUGUAAGUAGUCCGUUACUUAGUUACUUUUUCAAAUAAGUAAUUUUACAAUAUUAUUUCUCCUUUUCUUUGUUAGCUGGUAGUUAGCUAGCGAGAUGGCAAAGACAACAGCCUUUAUUGUGGAAGUAUUUACAUUCGUUUGAACUGGUAAAAGAAAAUGACAGAUGUUACCCCUCGAAUCUUGACUGAAGGCGCUUUGCGGGAUUCACACGCCUCCAGGAUAUUUCUAAUUUAUUUUCUUGUAAUAAAAACAAACCGCGUAGCAAGGUGAUCAAGUUAGGCUCAGUAGAUAAGAGUGGACAUUUAUCCUGCUCCGUCUUCACUGUUAAUUAUACAGGAAAUGGCACUAGAAUUACACAAUGGGAUCGUAUAGUUAAAUAAAAAUCCAGUUCGUUUCUGUGUGUAAUAACAGAUUGGUAGCCUGAGCUGACCUUUUACUGAGACCAGUUGGUUUUAUAUAGGUAUUUACUGAUGUGUAAUUGUAAAUGAGAUAUUGCGUCUUGUCAAUAUUACUUGAGUUAGGCUACGGACAUUAGGCCAUUCAAAGGUGGUGUGCGCCCUCUACUGGGCAUAAGAAGGAAUGACCAACACGUACUCGUUCUCUUCAGAUGGUUGUUUUUGGAAACGCAAAAGUGACUUUCCGUUCUUUAAAUGCAAGUAACGUUAUAACGUAACUCGUUUCUUUAAAAAGUAACAUUCCCUGUAAAUCGUUAUGUCCAUUCACAAUAACAAUGCUGUACAAACAUUGUGUUAACGCAAGGCAGCUUUAGCUAGCUCUCAGCCUAUCACACCAAACGCAAUCACUUGUGUUCAUUUUGCAUUUACAUUUACAUUUAAGUCAUUUGGCAGACGCUCUUAUCCAGAGCGACUUACAAAUUGGUGAAUUCACCUUAUGACAUCCAGUGGAACAGCCACUUUUUGAUACUAUAAGCAACCAAAGACAAAAUGCCUUAAUAUUUUUUUUACAAAUUCAUUGUUAAAUGAGUAAAGAGGCUACAGUUUGUUAAAUUUUGAAGUAAUGUCAGUUGAACGUUUAAACGUAUUUACUAAUCUUCUGCAACUUGCCAACUGAGCUUCUGUCCAAGGUCCAAGUAUCAGAUGAUAUGGGAAAAGCAUAACUUUUUUCACGUAUCAUCUGAUACUUGGCCUCAGCAAUCAUUUCCUGAUUUCAGAAGUCAGGAUUUGGGCAGGAGAGGAGAGUGGGCAGUAGCAGCUGGUGUUUACUGUUGACUGUGGGUGUGUUCUGUUCUUUAAAGAUGAGAGAGAGAGAGAGAUAGAUAGAUAGAUAGAUAGAUAGAUAGAUAGAUAGAUAGAUAGAUAGAUAGAUAGAUAGAUAGAUAGAUAGAUAGAUAGAUAGAUAGAUAGAUAGAGAGAGAGAGAGAGAGAGAGAGAGAGAGAGAGAGAGAGAGAGAGAGAUAGAUAGAUAGAUAGAUAGAUAGAUAGAUAGAUAGAUGAAAGAGAGGAGAAUAAUCUAUUUUUAUUGUGCCUUUGUUUACCCACUCAUUAUCACUACUGAAAGCUUAGCUUGUCCUCACCUACUGGGGCUAGUCAUGUUCCUCAUAUCACCAUACCUCUCUCGCUCUCUCUCUCCUUCCAUCCAAAACACAUUGCUCUCUAUGUCUCUCUCGCUCUCUCUGUCUGUCUCUCUCUUUCUCCUUCCAUCCAAAACACAUUGCUCUCACUCUGUCUGUCUCUCUCACUCUAUCCAUCCAAAACACAUCUCUCUCUGUCUCUCUCACUCUAUCCAUCCAUCCAAAACACAGCAUUUAGCCUUUCAUCACAACUGGUUAUAUUUUCUGGUUUUAUGUUCGUGAUGAAAAAGAAAGAUGAACAUUAUUUUAUAGGUUGUUUUUGUUGUUGCACAAAGCACUUAAAUAAAUGACACUAGCUGAUUGCUGAUCUGUUUCUGCUGUGUGACUCCAAUGCAGUUGACGAGACAGUACAAACAGAUUAUUCCCGGUGAACGCUGCAUACUGUAUGUUUGGCUCAAAUGACUUUCACAUUUCAGUUAUAUAUAUAUUAUACUAUUAUAUUAUAUUAUAUACCACAGAUCUCCAGUGCUACAGAUUGAAUCGAGCCCUUUAAUGUUUAUCUAACAGGAACAACCUGUAGAUGUUGAAGAGAUAUAAUUCAAUGAAAUACAUUUCAAAUGGAUCCCACCUUUUUAAUCGCACAUAAUUAUACAUGUUUGGACUUGAAUCUAGAGUCUAAAAAGAAGGAGAAUAAGAAAACCUGUUGAAGCAUGUACAAUCAGUGAAUAAAUUGUUUCGUUUUUUUUAUUGCAUGAAGGAUAUGUUUCCAAAGGUAUAAAUGUACUACCUAUGUAAGGUAAUAUCAACUUAAGAAGUAAUUGUUUUCUUUAUUAUAGCUGGCUAUACCUCAAUCUCAGGCUGAACAUCCUAAUAUAGAAUGUUUGGUACGAAAAUAAAACCCAAAUGGGUUUACAAUAUCAAGUGACGUGUAAAACACCAAUAGCCUACAUUUGACUGAUCAAAUGUUCUUUCCAAUGCUGUGGGCUCUAUGAAACUAAUGCUUGUUCGUGCCUCAAAAUAUCACCUGUAGACUCUUUUUUUUUUUGUGUCCUAAAAGUAUCUCUUUUAUUAAUUUCCUAUGUUUUUCCCUCUUGAAUAUCUGUUUUUGUCCUUUUCUGUAUGUUUUAUUGGUAAUGUAUUUUAUUGCAUAAAUCUGCACAAAAAAAAUAAUAUAUAUAUAUAUAUAUAUAUAUAUAUAUAUAUAAUAAUAAUAUUGAUGUUGGAUCUUGAUUUAGAAAAAUUGGGUGUUUUUAAUUUGUUUGGCUUUUUCUAUCAUUUUAAUUGUGAUACACUGCUCAUGUAUGCUCGAUAGUUUUCACUGUUGGACUGUAAUUAUGCCUGAAUUGUAAAGUGAAUAAAUUGCCAAACAACUACCAAUA